Messenger RNA from Poeciliopsis prolifica (blackstripe livebearer), 1653 nucleotides. RefSeq names its product pyridoxamine 5'-phosphate oxidase (gene pnpo). Gene Ontology annotation, biological process: pyridoxal 5'-phosphate biosynthetic process; pyridoxine biosynthetic process. Bases 65 to 892 code for a protein of 275 amino acids. Lineage: Eukaryota; Metazoa; Chordata; Actinopteri; Cyprinodontiformes; Poeciliidae. The transcript is spliced from 7 exons. Gene Ontology annotation, molecular function: pyridoxamine phosphate oxidase activity; FMN binding. The record is from RefSeq and is a predicted model, not a curated record.
CACAAAAGCUGCACGUUUGCAUAAUCCUUUACGUAAAGGUUACGUCAGAGUAAUUUUGACAAGCAUGAGGCGCAUACUCAAUGUGAGUUUGAGACAUUUUAGCCUGUUCGGUAGAAAUUCCCCCUCUCCUAUUAGUCUGUCUGUUGGGGAACGGGUCGCUUUUGCACUCAAUUUUUGCAGCAAAACGAUAAGUGACGGCAGCAACAUGGAUCUGAGCAACAUGAGGAAGAAAUAUAGAGGGGAUGAGGAGUGCUUUGAGGAGAGUCAACUUGGAUCUUUGGACCCUAUUAAGGAGUUUGGGAACUGGUUUGAUGAAGCAACAAAGUGCCCUGAAGUCGGAGAGGCCAAUGCUAUGUGCAUCGCCACAGCCUCCAAGGAUGGACGUCCAUCUGCGCGUAUGGUCCUCCUGAAAGGUUACAGCCACGAAGGUUUCCGCUUCUUCACAAACUACGAGAGCAGAAAAGGCAAUGAGUUGGAGACCAAUCCAUAUGCAUGCCUGGUUUUUUACUGGGAACCACUUAACAGACAAAUUCGUAUUGAGGGCUCAGUGGAGAGGAUCCCCUACCAGAACUCCUGUGAUUAUUUCCACUCCCGGCCGAAGAGCAGUCAGAUCGGGGCCGUUGUGAGCCGACAGAGUACACCAGUUCCCAACAGAGAUUACUUGAGGCAGAAAAAUGCUGAACUGGAGGAAAAGUACAAGGACACAGAUGUCCCAAUGCCAGACUACUGGGGCGGCUACCUGGUCAAGCCUCACUCGAUUGAGUUCUGGCAGGGUCAGACCAACAGACUCCACGACCGCAUCGUUUUCACCAAGGCGAAGGACGGAGAGAAACGGGGGGAGUUCCAGCACGAAGCCGAGGGAGGCUGGGUGUACCAGCGACUUUCUCCAUAAGAUCUACCUCCACAGAUGUUCCAUCCAGAACACCAUGAACUUAAAAAGUAGCCAACAUCUGAAGAUACUGGGGGAAAACCAUUUGAUGUUUGUUAAAUCUGUGUCAACUGUGCCUGUCGAUUCUUUGACUUGAACCAUGUGAACCUGCAAACUGACUGUAACACUAAACUUCAUGUUUUAUUUUGGCUUUAAAAAGAAACGAGGCAAGCUCGCCUCCUCAGACACAAAUGAGUCGCAGCUGGUUGUUUCCCCGACUUCAGUGUCUUCACAUCUUAAAAAGAGGACAGUUGUCUUUCAAGUGCAAAUUCAGUUUACAGGCUUUUGCUAAAGUAUUCACAUCCCUCCAUGUCUUUCACAUUGUCUCCUGUUAAAUGUUUGGUGAAAUUCUUUAGGCCUUUAUAUGAUAGAGAAACCCAACAUAGUGCAUAUCGUGAAGUAAAUGUUUACUUUACAAGUAAAAAUUUUAGAAAUGUUGACGAUAACCAUUCCCACCAUCAUUUUUUCAGAGUUGCCAUGGUGUAUUUAUGGUGAUGUGUAAGUUUUACUCCAUAUAGAGAUUUGAAUGUAGGCCAUUAAGUUUAAUUUUGGCUUUUUUGGAGCGAAGCAUCUUCAUGUUUCUCUGACCCGUGAAGUCUGCGCUAAACAGCUGUGCAAGAUGAGAUUAAUUUAGCUCUGGAUGUUUUCUUUAGGGCUAAGUGAGUAAAUACAAAUGCACACCACAUUUUUAGACUUCAAUUUGAAAAAUAAAAUAUAAACAAUUA